Drosophila kikkawai is the source of this 2258-nucleotide messenger RNA. Its product is annotated as dynein intermediate chain 3, ciliary. Gene Ontology annotation, cellular component: outer dynein arm. The record is from RefSeq and is a predicted model, not a curated record. Gene Ontology annotation, molecular function: dynein heavy chain binding; dynein light chain binding. NCBI's taxonomy places the organism in Eukaryota, Metazoa, Arthropoda, Insecta, Diptera, Drosophilidae. Gene Ontology annotation, biological process: outer dynein arm assembly; cilium movement.
UUAAAACAAACAGAAAAAUAUUAAUAAAUGUGAAAAUGUCACACAAAUCCAAUCCACUAAACUUAAACUAAACCCCAACACAGACACAAACCUUAAAAAUAAAAAAAAUAAAAAUAAAUAUAAAUACAAAAAAAAUAAAGGUAAUAAAAGAGAGAGACCCCCUGAGGACCAUGUACUCCAACCAAUUUGCCUACACCCGCGAGCGUCGUCGCUUUGGACAGCAAUGUCUCUUCCAGGACCGCAACGAGCUGAUGGUCAGCAUCCAUCCCAGCGGCAAGCAGCGCCUCAAGUACAUCCUGCGCAAUCCCAUAGCCAUGUCCACCCAGCUGAGCAACCAGACGGCGCUGAGCGUGAUGGAAACGGAGAAUGUGACGUACGAUGAGCGCGGAUUGUAUCACUACGAGGGCGGGUGGCCCAAGGAGGUGAACCCCCUGGAUGAGGAGCAGACGCAGCGCCAUCGCAAGAAGGUGGAGCGCGACGAUAGCUGGGGCGAGCAGGUCCUCGAGAUGAUCAAGAAGAUGAUGGGCGUGGUUGAGCAGAAUAAUGCCCUCAAUAUCUAUCAGAAUUUCUUUGCCGACUUGCCGCCCGAACUGGGCUAUGACCUCAAGUUGCCCUUCAAGGCGCGCAUCUUGAAUGUGUUCCAUGAUCUUUGGCUGCCUGCGAGGGUGAUGACCUCCAUUGAAUGGAUGCCCAACAAUAAUCGACAGUUUAUGGCUCAAUUUACCAAUCAACCGAUGACGUCUUCCAGCGGCGGAGACGCCGAACACCAAAGCAAGAUCAAGCAGCGAGUCCGUCUCCUAGCUGAAGAGCCAAUUGGCAAUGAGAAUGGUUUUUAUAUUUGGGACGUUAAGAAUCCGCUGAGGCCGCGCAUUACCUACGACUGCCACGAGCCCGUCCAGCUGGCCAAGAUCUGUCCCAAGGACGAGGCAUACAUGGUGGGUGGCACCCAUUUGGGGCAGGUCUGCCUGUGGAAUACCUUCAGGGGUGGGCAGCCGGUGCGCUCAUGCCCCUUGGAGGUGUCCCACCGGGAGGAGACCUCUGCCCUCUGCUGGGUCCACUCCAAGUCUAACACGGAGUUCUAUUCGGGUUCGCUGGAUGGUUCCAUCAAGUACUGGGAUACCAGGGAUCUGAAGAUGCCACUGCAGGAGCUGCUGCUUGAACCGGAACCGCAGGAGCCGCAGUCCAGGAUGAAUGCACAUGGGGUAACGGUGCUGGAAUUUGAGUACACCAUUCCGGUGCGGUUUAUCAUCUGCAGCGACAUGGGCUAUGUCUUUGUGGGCAAUCGCAAGGGGAUGACUCCCCAGGAGGCUCUCAUUAACCACUAUCCUUUGUUUGCCGGCCCCAUAAGGAGCAUCAAUCGGAAUCCGUUUUUUGUCAAGAACUUCCUGGUCAUUGGGGAUUGGCGAGCUCGCAUCUGGUCGGAGGAGGCUAAGGAUGGCCCGAGUACCAUGUAUUUUCGGAAAAGGAAUCAAAUUAUGUGCGGAGCCUGGAGCACGGGAAGGUGUUCCCUGUUUGUGACCGGGGAUAUCAAGGGUGUCUUGGAUUUCUGGGAUCUGCUGCUGCACCAGCGAAAGCCUAUACUCUCCAUAGACUUUAGGGUGCCCAUCAAGAGUGUGGUCUUUCGUCCGGAUGGGGAUCUGCUGGCCGUUGCUUUGGAGAAAGGAGACACGCAGAUCCUAACACUGGACGAGGCCAUGCGCACGGCCACUGGCAAGGAGAAGGCUUUAAUUGCAGCUAUGUUCGAGCGUGAGAUCUCGCGCAGCAAAAUCCUGGAAGCUCGCGUCGAGGAGAUGAAACUAAAGCGUCGCACAAUGCUUCAGGCCGAGGCAGCGCGUCAGGGCCAGGACGGUGUUCCUGAUCUUGACCUCGAUCCCGACAAUCCCGAUCAGUUUCUCAUGAUGAUCGAGAGCGAUCAGGAGUUCCGCAAGGCCAUCAAGGAUUUCCAGGACGAGCUGAUCAGCGUGGAGCGAAAGCGAUCCAAGCGCACUGUCAUCAUGGAGCGCACUGUCUUCGAGGCACCAGAACUGAACGAGGACAGAGAGUCCAUGUUCUUCCCAAGGCAGCAGGUUCCAAUUCGAAGUCAGGAUAAUAAGAGCAGGCAAUCAGUGGAUCAAAGAAAAUCGAUUAUCUCCAAUUAACAAACUUAAAAAGAAGACAGUAGUCUUUAAAAGUCUCUCUCUUAUUUACUUUGAAAAUUAAUUAAAAAUUGAGCAAAAUUUAAUAAGUAAUUACAUUGCCUACCACCUAUCGAGUUGCCC